CCUGUCUCCUUCUCGUCACCGGCCUCUGUCUCACCUUCCCCAGUCCCCGACUCUCCCUCACCUAGUCCGGUCCCAAUCCCCCCCACCCAGUACCGUCCAUUACCCACUAAACUUGCCCCAUGGUCACUCGCUCCCUAAACAACAUCUUCAAGCCCAAACAGAUGCAUCUUGCCACCAAAUACCUUGUCCCCACCACCGUUGAGCCCUCAUGUGUGAGCCAAGCUUUGAGUCACCCCUAAUGGUGAAGGGCUAUGUCAGAUGAGUUUGAUGCUCUUGUUCAACAAGGGACUUGGGAUCUAGUUCCAGCAUCUCCGAAUCACAAUGUUAUUGGGUUGGCCAAAGGCUUUCACCAGUGGCCUGGUCACGACUAUUCCAACAUCUUCAGUCCUGUUAUCAAACCCACCACCAUUCGCAUUGUGUUUACUAUUGCUAAGAGCAAAAUGGAUGGUGCCAAAACAGUUGCAACACCCAUGUCCUCCUCAGGUUUGUCUCCUCAGAAUGGUUCUCCAACUCUCUCCGAUGCCACAACUUACAGGAACUUUUAUAUGCAUUGUCCCACUGAGUUGCACUGGCAAGCAGUCAAACAUAUUCUACGGUAUUUGAAGGACACCAUGUUCCAUGGCUUAUUGAUAUGGUCCAGCUCUAAUCUUACUCUUCAUGCCUUUAGUGAUUCUGACUGGGCAGCCAUUGCUCGAAGUUCUACCGAGGCCGAGUAUAGAGCCUUGGCUGCUGCUUCCUCUAAGUUAGUUUGGGUACUGCAUUUGUUGAGUGAGCUUGGCCUUCAUUCUGGUAAUCCACCCGUUCUCUACUGUGAUAAUGUUGGUGCUACAGACCUUAGCAGUAAUCCAGUCAUGCAUUCUUGUAUGAAGCACAUCGCCAUUGAUCUCCACUUCAUUCGUGAUUUGGUUGACAAGAGAAUUCUUCGUGUUUCUUAUAUUGCCUCAGUAGAUCAACUUGCCGAUGGGCUGACCAAACCAUUAUCUUCCAUCUGCUUUGCCUUGUUAUGUUCCAAGAUUGGUGUCAUUGAUGGCUCCACCAUCUUGCGAGGGCGUAUUAAGGAAACCUCAGAUAUUGCACCAUCAAUCAUGGCUCAAUCACACAAGGGAUAUCAAGAUUGAAUGAUUAUCACGAUUGUUUUGCCAAUCAUAUAUUAUGUAAUAAUGAAGAUUCUGCACAUUAUGUAUAUUUCCCUUUUCACUAGUUCUUUCCAUAAGAAUAAAUUAGGGUUGCCACAGAACCCGUGUAUAUAUACAUGUAAAAUCAGUGAAUAAAAUAUCGCUUCCACU
Molecule: messenger RNA, 1286 nt
Organism: Rubroshorea leprosula
Lineage: Eukaryota; Viridiplantae; Streptophyta; Magnoliopsida; Malvales; Dipterocarpaceae
Source: the annotation of a GenBank genome assembly